Erythranthe guttata (spotted monkey flower) is the source of this 1555-nucleotide messenger RNA. RefSeq names its product 4-hydroxy-tetrahydrodipicolinate synthase, chloroplastic. Gene Ontology annotation, molecular function: 4-hydroxy-tetrahydrodipicolinate synthase activity. Lineage: Eukaryota; Viridiplantae; Streptophyta; Magnoliopsida; Lamiales; Phrymaceae. The record is from RefSeq and is a predicted model, not a curated record.
UAGCUUGACUUUUCUUCCCCCCCUAAAUAUUUACAUAAUCAACGACCAACUAAAUUCAGCACAAGCCCUAAAACCCUAAUACUCAGAAUCUCAUUUCGCCGUCCAUUUUCCGGCGCACCUUCCGAUUACCGGCUAAUUCCGAGUUAACGCCGACGUUUUUAAUCUAUUCUCUCUCCUUCCCUCUUAUCCUAAGCUCCCUUCAAUGGCGUCGGCUCUUGGAUAUUGUUCUCUCAAGGCUAUCCAUCAAGGAGGGAUACCGAAAUGGAGGUCACCUAGAGCUGCUGUAAUUCCCGAUUCUCAUCUCCCGAUGCGUAGUUAUGAAGUUAAAAACAGGACAAAUGUUGACGACAUAAAGGCACUUAGACUGAUAACUGCCGUCAAAACCCCUUACUUGCCAGAUGGCAGAUUCGAUCUAGUGGCCUACGAUGCCUUAGUGAACAUGCAGAUCGAAGACGGAGUCGAGGGCGUAAUUGUUGGCGGCACAACCGGCGAAGGCCAGCUAAUGAGCUGGGACGAACACAUAAUGCUCAUCGGCCACACAGUCAACUGCUUCGGUGGGUCCAUCAAAGUCAUCGGAAACACCGGAAGCAACUCAACUCGCGAGGCAAUCCACGCAACCGAACAGGGGUUUGCCGUAGGAAUGCACGCAGCACUUCACAUCAAUCCUUACUACGGCAAGACCUCCUUGGAGGGUUUGAUUUCCCACUUUGAAAACGUGCUUCCCAUGGGCCCCACGAUCAUAUACAACGUGCCCUCUCGAACGGGCCAGGAUAUUCCGCCAGCUGUCAUUUUGAACGCGUCCAAGAGCCCUAAUUUUGCUGGGGUGAAGGAGUGCGUUGGACACGAUAGGGUGGAGGGGUAUACGAGUAAAGGAGUGGUUGUGUGGAGUGGGAAUGACGAUGAGUGCCAUGAUUCGAGGUGGGAUUAUGGGGGUAAAGGAGUAAUUUCGGUUACGAGCAAUUUGGUACCGAGUUUGAUGAGGGAGCUUAUGUUUGGAGGGAAGAAUCCGUCACUGAAUGCGAAGCUUUUACCUCUAAUGAAGUGGCUGUUUCACGAGCCGAACCCUAUUGGUUUGAAUACGGCACUCGCUCAGCUUGGUGUUGUGAGGCCGAUUUUCCGUCUGCCUUACGUACCGCUUCCUUUGGAGAAGAGAAUCGAGUUUGUGAAUAUAGUGAAUGAGAUUGGAAGGGAGAAUUUUGUAGGGGAGACGGAUGUUCAGGUCUUGGAUGACGAUGACUUCAUUUUGAUUGGUCGGUAUUAACUCCUCGUUUCAUGUCCGAGAAUUAGAGUUUAGUCUGAGUUUUUUUUUUUUUUUGUUCUAUUCGCUUCUUGAAAAAAUAAUCGACAUUUUUUGUGUUGCCAUUUUCUUUAGGGAUGUCAAGCUCGAUAUCCCCGUACGAGUUACGUAAUUUUUCCUGUCUAUUUUCAUGUUUGUUACUUGUGAAUUAAUGAUCUCUCUUCUGUGUAUUUCAGAGUAAAACUCAGAUGUCCAUAGUGUUGUGGACUUAUGUUAUCUACAUUACUGUCUAUAUGAAGGUCAAACUUUUUUGUUUUU